Messenger RNA from Microplitis demolitor, 955 nucleotides. Its product is annotated as chromobox protein homolog 3. Gene Ontology annotation, biological process: negative regulation of transcription by RNA polymerase II; chromatin organization. Gene Ontology annotation, molecular function: chromatin binding. Lineage: Eukaryota; Metazoa; Arthropoda; Insecta; Hymenoptera; Braconidae. The record is from RefSeq and is a predicted model, not a curated record. Gene Ontology annotation, cellular component: pericentric heterochromatin; nucleus. Bases 267 to 851 code for a protein of 194 amino acids. The transcript is spliced from 4 exons.
UUAUAUAUACAUAGACAUGUAUAUAUAUGUGUAUGUAUGUAUGUAUAUAUAUAUACAUAAAGUUGGUUGUUGAAAAAAAAUUUAGAAGCUUCCCGGCCAUUUUACCGCCAUUUUGCCCACUCAUUAAUUCUACAUUAGAUAUCGUUUUUUUUUAUUACUAACAAUCUGUAGUAAAUUGAAUAUUUUCAUACCUGUAUUAUAAAUUUUAUUAAAUUUAUAAGUAUUGUUUAUUUCAAUAUUCACCAGUAGUAUCAAGUUUUACAACAAUGAAAAAAGUUCAAAAAAGAAUGAGCAAGUCCAAGGAAUCUCCAUCUUCUGACAACGAGGCUGAAGAAGAAUUCAGCGUCGAGAAAGUUCUUGAUAGACGAGUUGUUAAGGGCAAGGUUGAGUAUUUUCUUAAAUGGAAAGGUUACUCAAACGACGAAAACACCUGGGAACCCGAAGAAAACUUGGAUUGCCCUGACUUGAUCGCCCAAUUUGAGGAACAGCGCAAAAAGAAAGAAGCUGCUGCCAGUAACAAACGGCAUGAAGAAAAAGAUUCAAAGAAACGAAAAAGUUCAAGUACUCCGACACCAACUCACGCCAAAAAAAAGAUGACAGAUGACAAAGACAAAAAACCUGAAGGAUUUGACAGAAACCUUGAACCUGAACGUAUCAUCGGUGCUACUGAUUCAAGUGGAGAACUUAUGUUCCUUAUGAAGUGGAAAGGUACGGAGGAUGCUGACCUAGUCGCAGCACGUGUUGCCAAUGAGAGGUGUCCACAAAUCGUCAUUAAAUUUUACGAAGAAAGACUAACAUGGCAUAGCCCGACGCAUGAUGAAGAGGGUUCCAACAAACCUGAUCCUGAGUAGCACUCAGAUUAUCGAUUUUACACAGCACUUUAAAAUAUGUCACAUUUAGUAAUCUCAAAUAAUAAAAAUAAAGAAAAAAAAAUAAAUAUAAGAUAAAAAGACAA